AUGUUAUUUCAACUUGAAACACUAUACCUAGAUGUACCUAACUUUUAUUAUGAAGAAUCAUCAGAUGAUGAUAGUGAUAAUUCAGAAUAUGAUAGUUCAGAAACAACUAAUGAUCUUUUACAAAACACUCAUAUCAUCAAGUUAAUGCACCAUAUAAUCUAUAAUUCCUUAUUUGAUUAUUGGAAUAAACUAUUAAUAGUUGCUACUUCAAAUUGUAAACAAACAACAACAUCUAUAUAUACUACUUCAAAUGAUAGCAAUAUUCGCUACAAUCAUUUUCACUUCUCUAUUUUUGGUAUAUCUACUUCAAUCUAUACUGCUUUCAAUCCUUUGGCUAAAUUAAAAUGCUAUUUGGACCCCACACAAACUCCUAUUUCUAAUGAUAAUGUGAAUCCAUUUGAAUGA
Cetraspora pellucida is the source of this 405-nucleotide messenger RNA. The record is from the annotation of a GenBank genome assembly. NCBI's taxonomy places the organism in Eukaryota, Fungi, Glomeromycota, Glomeromycetes, Diversisporales, Gigasporaceae.